UGCCUCAUUUGUCGGAUUCUACAAGUGUACAAAAGCUGGCAGAAGCUGACCAACUAAACACAUGUAUAUAAUUAUACUACAUACAUUACGUCUGAGUUUAUCUCACCUUACUUUUCUUAAUGCAGCACCAAAUUCUGUGAUCAACAAUCUAAUCAUCACUUAACAGCUUCUUCACCACAACCCAUUUAGGUGACACUUCACAUUCAAACCCCACCAAAUCAUUCGUGACUCCUAAACCACCAUCUCACACCAAGUUGUUAAGUCUAUUUUUGAUCCAAAUUGGUUAGUUUUUUUAGCACUGCUUUCUUGAUUUUGCAGAGUGCUGAUCUGGGUCUGAUUAAGUUUUAGACUAAUGGUAAUUUGAAUUCUGCUUCUGCUGUUGUUGUUGUAUUGAUACAUGUAAUGGGUAAAUUGCAGUUGAGUUUAUCUGAGUCAUUUAGUUUUAGGCCUUCCCCUGUAAGAAUUUUUAGUUUGGGAAACUAUAAGAGUUGGGUGUCUCAGGCAUUUAGUGGAGGUUUAAUUGUUGUGGCUACAUUUGUGUUUUUUGUCAUAGCUAUGAAUUUUGGGUAUUCGUAUGUUGUUGUUGAUGAUGAUUUUCAGCCAGCUGUACAAACUUAUGAUAUGCUAAAUGGCACAGCUUCUGGAGAAGAAUGCAACUAUUUUCAAGGGAGUUGGGUGUUUGAUGAGAGUUACCCUUUGUACAAUGCUUCAGAUUGUCCUUUCGCGGAGCGUGGUUUCAAUUGUUUGGCUAAUGGUCGUAAAGAUAAAGAUUAUCAGAAGUGGAGGUGGAAGCCCGAGAAUUGUGAUAUCAGAAAAUUUGAUGUUCAUGAGGUUUUGGAAAUGCUUCGUGGGAAAAGGGUUGUUUUUGUUGGUGAUUCAUUAGGUAGAACUCAGUGGGAGUCUAUGAUAUGUUUGUUAAUGACUGAGGUGGAGGAUAAGACAAGCGUGUCUCAAGUCAUUGGGAACAGGAUUACUAAACAGAUCAGACAUAUAGGGGUUCAGUUUAAAUCUUUCAAUUUGACGGUUGAGUUCUAUCGUUCAGUUUUUUUAGUGCAGCCUGGUGCAGUCCCAAAACGUUCUCCAAAGAGGGUUAAGUCAACAUUAAAACUCGAUGUCUUGGAUGAUAUUAGUAAGAAGUGGAUCCAGUCGGAUAUUCUUAUCUUCAAUUCAGGGCAUUGGUGGACUCCUGGAAAGCUCUUUGACAUGCGCUGCUAUUUCCAGAUUGCUGGAAAAUUGAAGCUGGGAAUGUCAACUGCUUCUGCAUACAGAACAGCAUUAACUACAUGGGCUUCUUGGGUGCAAAAUAUGAUUGAUACAAAUAAAACACGUGUAUUCUUUCGGACAUUUGAACCCAGCCAUUGGAGUGGUAGGAACCAUCUGACUUGCAAAGUAACAAGGUUGCCUUUGAACAAAACCAAUGGCAAGGAGCAAAACCCAUUCUCAGACACUAUCAUCAAUGUAGUGAAGAAUAUGACAGUUCCUGUCACCGUGAUGCAUGUUACUCCCAUGGGGGCUUCCCGGAGUGAUGCGCAUGUUGGUACUUGGAGUGACAAUCCAUUAGUGCCAGACUGUAGUCAUUGGUGCUUACCAGGAGUUCCUGAUGCGUGGAAUGAAAUUCUAUUCUCACAUCUACUUUCUCAGGAUUGAGGUACAACUCAGUACAUUAUACUGCGACACCAUCUUGGCUCUAACCUAUACCUACUUCUGGAUAAUGUUGCCCUUCAUGAAUGACUACUUUUGAAUUUACACCUUCCAAAAAGGUCAAAAUAUGGUAAAAGGGUCAACACUUCUCAAAAAUUUUAGCACCAAUUCUUUGUGUGGAAGGCUUGUACCAGGGGCUUGUUACGACUUAAGUGAAUCAAUCUGCAGAAAACAUUACAGUAAUGUCUAUAGAUACACAUAUAGUUUUUAGACAGAAUGUCCUUUUUUUUACUAGAUGUAAAUUUUGUGAAUUUGAUGUUGUAGUCCUCUGAAAUGUGUUCUUUUUGCUCCGGAAUGAUAUAUUUAAUCUCCCUUGCAAUUUUGUAGCCAUUGCAUGUAACUACAGUGAGCAACAUUUCAAUAUUGUUAAACUGAAAA
Daucus carota subsp. sativus is the source of this 2079-nucleotide messenger RNA. RefSeq names its product protein trichome berefringence-like 7. Gene Ontology annotation, cellular component: Golgi apparatus. The transcript is spliced from 3 exons. Gene Ontology annotation, molecular function: O-acetyltransferase activity. The record is from RefSeq and is a predicted model, not a curated record. Lineage: Eukaryota; Viridiplantae; Streptophyta; Magnoliopsida; Apiales; Apiaceae. The coding region runs from base 403 to 1647 and encodes 414 amino acids.